This is a messenger RNA of Closterium sp. Naga37s-1, 567 nucleotides long. The record is from the annotation of a GenBank genome assembly. NCBI's taxonomy places the organism in Eukaryota, Viridiplantae, Streptophyta, Zygnematophyceae, Desmidiales, Closteriaceae.
AUGUGCUCUGCCCCUUGCGCUCCGCCCCCUGGGGAAGGAGGGCAGGAGAAAGGAAUUCGAGGGGGGAGUGCUGUCCACUGCUGCAUGUCUCAACCUCUCAUGUGUGUCUCGCCCCUCACCCUCUCCCCCUCUCCCCCUUCUCCUUCCUUUCUCUCUGACGGCCACGCCCUUCCCCCGUUCCUCCUCUUCCCCUCUUUUCUCUGUUUCUCAUCUCUUCCUGACCACUUUCCCCUGCUUGCCCCACCUCCUUACCUGAUUUCCCAUAUCUUCCCUCUCCCCUUUCCCCUCUCCCCUCCUACCCCUUACGUGCUCCUCCUUCCACCUCAGCUGACAUGCUUCCCCUUUCCCUUCCCCCCUUGCUUCCCUCUUCCCCCUCCUCUUCGCUAUCUCCCCUGUUUGCGUAUUUUCUUGUUCCCCCUCCCCAGCCCUAGUAUUCCCUCCCUCUCCAUGGCUAUUGCAGUGACUACACUGAAGUCUUUUUCUGGUACUACAGCCCGCCUCAGCCCAUCAUCACAUGACAUGCUCGUAGAGAAACCAGUUCCCCUCAUGUUUUUUUCAAGGCCUUGA